GCUUCUGCCUUCUCCCCGCCAUCUGUGUGCAUGCAUGGCCCUCUUUUAUUGACAUCUCCAUUCGAUGCCAGACCCUUACAUAUCCGGCGCCAUGGCCUCGGUUACUGCUAAUUUAAUUUCUCCCAACCGAAGCCCCAGGGUUGAUCGAUGUACAACUGGUACCUUCAGCUGCGGAGUACUGCAAUCACGAUGUCCCCUCUCUGGGCGACAUGGUUCAUCAGUGUCGCUAGGACCCAGGUACUUGACGAAUUCGUUGUGUCGUACGAGUUUACAAGCUUUGCCAAUCGCCAAGUGGUUCAUGUGCGGUCUACGCUGGCUCAAUCCUUACCUAGGUAGACAACCCUGACAUCUCUCUCUCAUAUCAGCCAACUCUGCUAUGUUAUCUCUGGACCGUCUGAACUGGAUAAUAACAGACAACCCGCACCGAGGUGGCCCUGAGCAAACACCUCUAGUGCUACAGGAACACGAGCUGCGCUUGACGAUAGCGCCUCACCUUUACAUUGCGGGAGCGCACGGCCCAAACUGGAAUGCCUCCACAAGCUCCAUCCGUCUGUAAGAUCUUCCAGCAUUCGCCUCUUCUAACACUGGCGUUUGCGGUUCCGGUCGAGCCAAGCCAGCCCACUAUUCUCAACCUCUGGGAAACUCAUAACACCAUCAUUGUCCUUCUUACCUACUCAGGUAAGGCGACAAGCGAGAAUACGCUGCUAGUUCUAGGAUAUAUAUAAAUCCUUAGACUACGAGCGCUACCGCAUGCGGGGUUGGAAGUCAGCAGUACUCCUGAUUGCAUUGUGACCAGGUUCCUUUCGGAAGAAGGCCCUCGCCUCGGCUGCUAUCGCUGAGAAAUCCCCUCUCUUCUUAAAAAUGCCAAUGCAGCAUGCCCUUGAUCCCCCUUGUCGUCUGAUCCUGCCUCUAGCGCGUCAUCUCAGGCCCGAGGUUGUGGGAAAGGACCCCGUUCGCUCCCUUAUGCACCUGCUUUCGUCUUAUAUUGCCCAUCUCACGAUCUUUGUGUAACGUGUCUCUUGUUCAAAUCAUACAGCUGAUACAUUACCCAAAUACUCAUCUACACCAUGGGGCGAGAAGAUGUCGAAUUCAAAACCUCUGAUCGAGUCACUCUCAGAGGCUGGUUGUACACCAGCGACCUGUCCUCGGGCAAGUCCCCUUGCCUGGUCAUGUCUCAUGGCUUCUCCGCCUUGAAAGAGAUGGACCUCAAUACCUUCGCCGAGUACUUUGUUUCAAAGCUUCCCAUCGCCUGUCUGGUCUAUGACAACCGUGGGUUCGGCGACAGCGAUCAUGCUGAAGGCGAGCCCAGGAGUGAAAUUGUCCCUAUGACCCAAUGCAGCGAUAUUUCCGAUGCUAUCACAUACGCAUCAACAAGAUCAGAGGUCAAUCCUGAUAAGAUCGGGAUCUGGGGUUCGUCCUACAGUGGUGGCCAUGUCCUCUACGUCGGUGCCGUCGAUAGAAGAGUCAAGGUCGUGCUCAGCCAGGUCCCAUGCGUGAGUGGCUGGGACAAUUUUGGACGUCUUGUUCGCCCAGACUUUGCGGUUGGCUUCAGUGCCAACUUUGCCGCAGAUAGAAUUGCCCGGGCGGAAGGCAAGGAACCGGGUUAUGUGCCCGUUGUUGACGCCGAUCCUUUGAAACCAUCAGCCUUACCAACCCCCGAUAGCUAUGAAUUCUUUUCCUCGUGGGAGAAAAAAUCAAAUUGGAAGAAUGCCGUAACUCUCAAAACGGUCGAGCUCUUCCGUGCCUAUGAGCCACAACAACUAAUCGACAAAAUCGCCCCCACACCACUCCUGAUGACCGUUGCGACCGGUGACGUGCUCACGCCUGCAGACCUGGCUCUUGGUGCAUAUGCUCGUGCAAAGGAGCCUAAACAGUUGCAAUUGUUGCCUUGUGGACACUUUGAGGCAUAUUCGGGGCCCUACUUUGAAAGGAACGCCGGCACACAGGCGGAAUUCUUGAGGAAGUGGUUGGUAGAGAGUUGAGCUAGGCAAAUAGCUAAGGCGACUGUGUUCAUUCGUGUCGCGGCAUGUUUUAUCAAAGCUUUUAUCCUGCUGUGACGUUGCGCCGUGAGGGCUAUUGAUAUGCUGGGAUGUGAGGCAUGAUACAACUGCCUUAUAGCAUUUAAUCCUCAACCUCGGUAGUGGGCAAGAUAGGCUGCAAGGAGACUGUUAAGAAGUAAUUCAAUUAUGCUGACUGACCA
Exophiala dermatitidis NIH/UT8656 is the source of this 2200-nucleotide messenger RNA. RefSeq lists its product as uncharacterized. Bases 1068 to 1982 code for a protein of 304 amino acids. Gene Ontology annotation, molecular function: hydrolase activity. Lineage: Eukaryota; Fungi; Ascomycota; Eurotiomycetes; Chaetothyriales; Herpotrichiellaceae. The record is from RefSeq and is a predicted model, not a curated record. The transcript is spliced from 3 exons.